GAGACCGGGUGGAAAACGGCUUUGGCUGCCAGUGUGCCUGUGGGGCAUUCACGGAGAAGGAGUGCUGAAAUUCCUCCUCAAAAGCUUUUGUCAGUGCUGGUAAAGGCCAUGAGAAAUGCUCAACCAAAAUAUCUCCACAGAAGGGGUGUAAGUCUUCUCUGACUCCCCAGCUUCAGGUGCCUGGCAUUCCAAAAUCACCUAGCUUCUUCCAAGUCUGGGAGUUCCAGUGAGAGUUUGGCAUUCACGACUGCUGAGUACCUGUCUGCAUUUUUGAGCGAUUAAAUGUCUUCAGAAAUCAGUUCCCUGAACUGCUCUGGAUUGGCUGGUGUUGUGGCAGAGCCUGAUUCCCUUCCUUUGUCCACGCAGUUUAGGACCAAAUCCGACAGCAUUUACUCAGGCUGAGCUUUUACUGGCAUCAAAAGAGCCUCUUACAUCAGUCAGAUGUAAUCUGGGUGACCUCAUAGAUUUUUGUGUCUCAGUCUUCUGAGAUUUGUACCAUGAAGUCGAGGCAGUGGCUUUUAUUGGCAGCACUGCCUUUGGGCCAGACCUUGACUUAUUUGAAGUCAAGAAGCUAUGCUGCUUUCCUGGAGCUGAAGGAAAUGUGGCCCAGUGCAUGUGAGUGAGCAGCUGAGAAGGGAAUUCCACAUUCUGAUCUUAUCGGCGUGGAUGCAGCUCUGGAGCAACCUCCCUGACCUUAGUGGAGAUGCUCCAGCUUCUGGCCACUGCAGGCAGUCAUGGAUGCUGACCCUACCCAGCCUCGGAUAGAGCAGAUUUUAGAGGCUGGAGUAUCUCCUCGAGCUGAUUUUAUCGAGGAGGAAUUUAUCUCUGACUGAGGAGUGGGACUCUGCAGUUCCCCGGGUAUGUGACCCACAGCGAAUCUGGGAGAGGAGCUCCCCUACAUCUACCACCUCUCUACAGCAAUGAGUCGUUCACCAUAUGCCCUCUGUAAUUCCUUCUUGCCCAUCAGUUUAGUAGCAGACCUUCACAGAAGCUCCAGAGUUGAGUGUUUCGCUUGGAUAAACUUGCCUUUGGGUGCAGAGCCAAUGUUUUGCUUUACUUUUCCGGCAGUGUUGGAGGCUGUGUCUGCACAUCUCAGUUUAACUGGGGCUGGAGCUUUAGUUAGGAACAGGAAGCUGCUUUAAUGUGUAAGAAUGUGCCUGUGGGAGGGUGUUUCAGACUCAGCAGCCUUUGCUUUCAGCCAGGCAGGGGGUGCAGUUCCCUGGCACGUUUGACUCACCCUGUUACCCCCCUAAAUGUGUGCGAGUACCUCCACACAUCCUCCUAAAGGCCCUGCUGCUUCUCUCCCGUUUCUCCCUUCUCCAUGAGCGCUUGGAUGUGGAGCUCACGAGCGUUGCCUGUGAUUUGUAGCCCUGUAGCUCAGGGGAGAGCCCAGCUACUGCCUGAAGCCUUGCCCUGCGGAUCCCCUUGGUUACCUGCCGUGCCUCAUUGUCCACGUUCCAUUUGGAUAAUCGGGCUCACGGAGCAGCGUUCCUGCUGCCAGCCACCCAGUUCCUCCUAAGCACUGAACGAGGCAAGGAAAACACAUUCCUUCCAUUGUUUCCAAGUCUCUCCUGUUGCAAGUUGCUGUGUGUUGGAUAUUGGGGUGUGAAAGAAUCUAAGCUAUGCUUGGUUUCUGUCUUUUUAACUAAUUUACUGACUAGAGAAGAAUGAGAAAAAAUGAUUUGAAUUGAGCCCGUGGGACUGGUUCAUCAGUCUGGAUAAAUCAGUGCAGCUCUGCAGAGCCACGGGCAGGGAAGCCACUGCAGGCUCUGGCCGCUAGGAUUUUCUGCCCGUGCUCUGGGAGAUGAUGUGAAUCCCUGGAGAAGACAGGGAAUAACAGGGUCCUUCUCAAAGACUGCAAGUCAGUCAGCUGCUUCUUUUCCAUGUGUGUUCUUUCUUCCUCUUUUUGCAGCAAAGGAAACAGUAAAAUUAUAGAAAGAAGAGGAAAGUUGCAGAGAGUCUUUAAUCCUGUGCUCCCCAGCUCCUCUUUGUAACCUGUGCAUGGUCUAAGUACCUCUUGGUACUUAGCCUAGUACUAAGGCUCUCUUGGCUUCUCCAUGUCCAAGCUGCAGUCCUGUGGGAACAGCGCAGAUGGACUAUCCUGGUGGCAAGCGCUUCACAAAAUAGAGAUCUGAAAUACUCCUCAUUUUCCAAUUUUAAUCACACUUAUUGUGUUGCUUGAUAAUGCUGUCUUCAAAAUAGAAAGCUGUCAGAAGAUCCUGCUAGGACAAAGUCCUUGAACCCAGUAAUCAAGAAGAGUGAAGUUUGUAUACAUCACCUCUGUUCCUGCCAAAGCAUGUGUCUGGUUAGUGUCAGGGAAUGCCAGUGGGACCCUUUCUUUGUGUAGGGAAAGGUCCUCAAUCUAAAUAUUGCCUGUCAGCCCUGCACUGGGGUGAAGGGAAGACGGAGCCGCAGCGCACAGCCCGGCUCCGAGCCCUGCACUCCUUGUUUCCUUUGCUGGACACUGGAUAAAUGCCUUUCUUGGAUUAGAUAGCCUGGGAGUUCCCAGAGAUAUGUGAUAACACAGAGGUGUGACUUGCAGGACCAAUAAUCAUUAAUUACAAUGUUUGACUGUUCCUAAGUUCAACGAAGGAGCGCCCGUUGCUCACAGCUGCCAUCACCUCUGAGCGAUCCCAGCACUUCCAUCUGUAGCCUGUGGCUGAACACACUUCUGUCAGGAAAAGCCGGUAGAAAAAGUCUGUCUCUAGAUGCACAUCUAGAUGACGGUUGUCAUCUCUGCUUCCACACAGGGAUUUUCUUCCCAGUGGUAUGGUGGAGAGUUUUUUCCAAAGAGUUCGUGAUGGUAAUGGUAGGAAUUCUAAGCAGAAACCUCUGAUUCUCUUCUUCCUGAUCCCAGAGAGACUUCAGGGAGAUUGGUACCUGUCUCCCAAUUCCCAGAUGGCACUCAGGGCCCAGUCUGAUGCAACCCAGACCUCCCCAGUGAUGCUUAUCAAAGGGGAAAAACAAAUGGUGUCUGAUGUGUCAGCUGGAAGCACUACACAGGCACAACGCCUGCCUCUGGGAAAGGAGCUGGAGAGAGCAAUGAGGCUGGACCGGUCUGCGACAGAGCCCUGAACUGGCAUGAAGGGUUUUGCUUAAGGGAUUUUUUUCCUUUUUUUUUGGUUUAAGACUGAAACUGCUAAAAACUGUGAGAUAGUCCACAGGGAUUUGCUGCGUGGGGAGCUGUUCUCUAGGAGCUGCAAAAUGAACAUAUGGUGGAAAAGCAGGUUGUGUCCUGGUAUGAGAAUAUUGAGAAUAUUGACACACUUCACCCAAGUGUUCUCAAGUGAAGGGUUUUUCAGUGUGUUUUUUACUUAGAGAAAGUUGUCAUCUAAGCUUUGGGGGGUGGGGGGUGUGGGUAUGAUUCUCCCUUUCCCCUACAGAUGAGGAGACACUGUUGGCCAAGAUCCAUGAUGUGAAAUAUCAUUUCACAGACUUCAGGUCUUUCUAAUGAGUCUUCCUUCUUUUUAGUCAAAACUGUGAAGGGACUGAGCUCACUCCAGGUCCCUCCUGCCCCAGAAUUUACCAGAAGGGCUCUGUGAGCCUAAAAAGAGAGAUUUAGUGAAAGACACAUCAAGCUGACGCCAUUCUGGUCCGACUCCUUUCUAAUUGGCCUCGUCUGUUCUGCUUAUUUUUAGAACCAUGACUGAACCUUAAUUAAGAGCGACGUUGCUUUGAGUAGAUUGUGGCCUUGCUCUGUCGAAAUCCUAAUAGGCUUCUGAGUGCUUUACUUUUUCCUUCAUCUCCUGCCUAAUAGCUGGGCAGAGAGGCUGCAGCCAUGCAUUUGGAUGUCUGGAAAACAUCUCCUUGUUGUGCUCCCGCUCCUUUAGUGUGUCCAUCUUGGAGACAGGUCCAUCCCAGUGAGAAUUCAGAUGGUCAUUGCUGCUUUCUGUUGGUGCAGGUGCACACUCACCCUGGAAGGAGGGCACAGGUAAAUUUCUGGGAUCAGGAUCUCUCCAUGUACAAAGAUCCUGCUGCUGCAUGCAGCGGGAUAUGGCUCAGGACAGAGUGCCCAUGCCACAUGGGUUUUAUUAGGUUAGAAUUAUCACCAGCUUGAAAUCUUGACUGCUGUGAGGAUGACGUGGUAAGGAUGGGCAGCUGCCCUCUUGGCUUUCUCUCUUGUGACUCAGAGCUUGGGAUCAGAUCCAGGAGGCACAAGCUUUGCACUUGCAUCCAAAUUUUUCAUUUCUCCUAUAGCAGGAGGGUCUCUGCUGCAGGGCCCCCAUCCCUUCCCACCUCCCCAUGUGAUGGACUAGGCCAUGGCUAUCCCUUCCAGCUCCAGCAAAGUCCCACACAGCCACCCCGCCAACACAGCUGCUGGGGGAAAGCACAUCCACAGGGACUGUGGUUGUGAGUGAUGGCAGACUGACCCUCUGGCCUUAGUUCUCUUCUCUGCCCUGUCCCAUCUUCCUUGGACAUACUGACACCAGCCGCUCGUCAGAGCCAUCCCCCCGGGUCAUGGAGAUGUGCCCCGGUGACCACUGCUCCUGCCUGGAUCUGCAAGUGGAUUCUGCUCUCCUUGGAAGGUUUUGCUGCCUUCAUCUUCAGCAUUCCUUGUCUCUGCUGAGGAGGGGUUUGGAGCUUGUGGGGGCAGAGAAAAAUGAGCGUGAGGUCAGUGUACAAGAAAAUUUGUUCACAGUUCUCUUUUCAGGCACCUGGAUGGUGUUUCUGACAAAUGUGAGAACGAUGAAAGCAACUCCCCGCGAGCUCUGCGGGAGUAGAAAAAGAUGAGUUUAUUGGGGCAUUGAUGACCCUGAGUGUUGGUUAAUCAGCCACAACAUCCAUCUCUGGCUUUCACUCUUUAGCUUUCCAAGGAUGUGGAAAAAUUGCAAAUGGCAAUUUGAAGAAGCUGGGUUGUUUGCUCUGGUUGAAGAUGGGCCUUUUCACAUUGAAGGACUUGCACUCCUGAAGGAUGCUGGGCUUGAGGUACUUCUGAACUUGCAGAGCACUCAGGUUGUGUGUGUACUCCAGAACUGGCAAGGAACAGUAUGUGAAGAACAGGAAUCAGACUGAAUACACUUUUCUGGAUGCUUUUAGUUUGUAACCUUGAGAAAAAGAUAACUCAGCCUUUCAGUUAUACUGUGAAGAAAGCCUCAGAUGCUGAUUCAUUUGUAGAGUUAGUGCCAAAGCGUCUUCGUGAAGUUCCAUUCCUGUUUUGCAUACAAUAUAAAAAUAAUCCCCAGAGAUUACAGAGAAGAGCACAUUCAGCUCUUCCUAAUGAGAGAAAGCUGCAGAGCUGUUCCUGGUGAAGGGCCUCGGAGAUGUGAAUGUGGUCCCUGGAGCCCAGACUGCUCCCAGAGUGUGCCAGGCUGCCACUGAGGAGCCUCCGCUGGACCAGGCACGUUUCUGUCGACAAACACUGGGACCGGCACAGCAACGGGGAGCAGCCAGGCGGAGUGAAACUCCAGGCCGACCUCACUCCUGGCAUUCAACCAAACUCGCGGAGAACCAACCCGAUCCCAGCAUGAUGCAAAUAUCUCAGGGUACGCUUGGCAUCCCUUGGCAUCAGUCCUACCACUCCAGCUCCUCCACCAGCGAUCUCUCUGCAUACGAGCAUGGCUAUCUGAGGAGGAGUCCUGAUCAGUACAGCUCCCGGGGCAGCAUGGAGAGCUUGGACCACUCCUCCCCUGCCUACCACCCUUGCCACCUGUCCCCGGCCAAAUCCACCAACAGCAUCGACCAGCUCUCCCACCUCCACAGCAAGAGAGACUCUGCCUACAGCUCCUUCUCCACCAACUCCAGCAUCCCCGAGUACCCCGCGGCCCCGUUCGGCAAGGAGCACUCGUGCUCCCCGGACAGCGCGCAGUCCCGCGGGGGGCCGCCGGAGGGGAUGAGGCAGGCGGACAUCCGCUACGUCAGGACGGUGUACGACGCCCAGCAGCGCAUCUCCCAGGAGUACGAGGUGAAGCCCUCGGCCCUGCUUCCCAGCAGUGACGCCCGGGCCUCCCCGGACAGCCGCAGCCACGGCAGGCUCCAGGCCUUCAGCCGGCACAGCGCGGCCUCCUCCUGGGCACAGCCAGCCCAGGGCCCCUCGGACAGCAAGAGCCAGCCUCCCAAGGGACCCCCCCUGCCUCCCACUCGCAGCGACAGCUACGCAGCCAUCAGGCACCACGAGAGGCCCGGCUCAGGCGCCGGCAUUGAGCCGAACAAGCCCAGCCGGACCCAGCCGAAAGGGGCCUGGGCACCUCUCAUCAGCUCCCUGUCCCAGGGGCCGCUGCUGAAACCGCCCUUCGGAGAAGGGCACCUGCACACCGUGGUGGAGAAGAGCCCAGAGAGCAGCCCCACCAUGAAGCCCAAGCAGAGCUAUUCCCAGGCAGCCCAGCCAGGACAGCCCCUGCUGCCCACCGGUGUCUACGCUGUUCCCUCCCCAGAGCCGCACUACGCCCAGGUGCCCCGGCCUUCCGCCAGCAGCACUGGGACGCUUUACCCAGCUCUGGCCAAAGAAAGUGGGUACUCCCCAGCCCUCCCGGUCUCUUAUGACAAGGCCGUAGCCGGCGGCGCCCUGGGCUUGGAUGAGAAUGGAAACCAAAGCACUACAAACAGGUCAACCAUCUUCUACCAGCCCCCCGCCACUGAGAGAAAGCACGAAGCCAAACUCGUCCAGCAGAAACCUCCCAGCACAGCAGGCCCGGAGCUCUGCCUGGCUGCGCCGCGAAAGGAGGAGCUGUUACCCCCUUACAAGGCAGCACACAGCCACUGGGAGACCCCGGGUAGCACACAGGCGUCCAAGGCCAUUUUCCAGGCUCCACAACCCCAGCUGAAGGAUGCUAGUGAGAGGAAAACCCAUUACCAGCCCAAAGAGGACUGGACACCUGGAUCGCAGGAGGACAAAAGUGGCAAUGCACAGGUAAACGAGAGAGAUGCUGCUGCUCCCCACCCAUGGGGUCACAGCAAGGCCAAGCAGUAUGGCUUCUCUUCCUUGCAGAACAUCCCAGAGAGCUCCAGGAGGCAAAGCAGCUCCGAGCUAAGGGAAACGCAGCCAGGUGAGGGUUAUUCCAACACCAAACUGUCCUUCCUGAACAGCAGCAGCAGAGAGGAGAAGGAUCACAGGGAACAGGGGCACAGGCAGUGGAGCGAUGCAGACCCACAGGCCUUCACGAGGCAGGAGGAGGAGGGCACAAGCGUGGCUCUGUUCCAUGCUGCCGAGCCAAAGUGCAAAGAGCCCCCUUCUCCGCAGCUCCUAAAGACCUUGGAUUUUGGGAGGAGCCGGCUCAGCUCUAGCAGCACCCAAAGCUUUCCCUACAGCAGACCAGAGGCUGGCAAGCCCCGCUGCUCGGUGCUGGAGAAGGUCAACAAAUUUGAGCAGCGGGAGCAGAGCACUCCCCGGCCCCAGAGCGCUGGCAUUCCCAGCUUUGGCCAGCACUAUGGGCCGAGCAGGACGAGCCAGCCCUCCGGCACGAGGUGCUCCAUGCACAGCCCAGAGGACCUGAGGAGCAGGCUGCCCAGUGAGCCAGGCAGGGGCUCCAGCCCUUUUGUCAGGAACGGGAAGCUGGAAGAGGCUGACUGGCGCCCCAUAGAGCUGCAGAUGGUGGCUUCGGUGAAACAUGCAAGACCCAGUGAGUACUACAGCCUGUGUCCUGAAAAUGAGGUGCAAAUAAGGGCAGCUCAGCUACCGCGGAGUAAAAGCACAUUCCAGCUGGGAGGUGAGCCUGAGAAGGAGAUCCUCUGGAAGGAUAACGUCCAGGAUGCGCACGGGUCGCAGCUGGACACGUUGUUUAACAGGGCCUACAGGAACAGCAUUAAAGAUGCCCAGUCCAGGGUGCUGAGGGCCACUUCCUUCCAUCGCAUCAGCCCCCCGUUCGGUAACACGCCCAAGAAGCUGCCCCAGAGGCCUGCCUCGGCCCACGUGGGCCUGAGGAGCACGGCAGCAUCCCCACACACCCCCAAGGAGAGGCACAGCAUCACGCCCACGGAAGGCGGCUUCUCCGGCCUGGACUACGCCAGGACGCAGCACGUGCUGCGCAUCGGGGGCCGGAAGCGGCUGACAGCAGAGCAGAAGAAGCGCUCCUACUCGGAGCCCGAGAAGAUGAAUGAGGUGGGCAUGUCAGACGGGGAGCCGUCACCUUUCUCCUUGCAGAAGAAAAGCAUCCAUUUUGUCUUCCCAGAGAACACGGUGGCCGACCGGCGCAAGAUCUUCGAGAGGGACGGCAAAGCUUCCUCCACAGCCAGCUUGUCCAAGCCGGAGCUCAAGCAGCUCCAGCAGAACGCCCUGGCCGACUACAUUGAGCGCAAAACGGGGCGACGGCCAUCCUCGCAAGACAUCGGGCUGCUCCGGGAGCGCUCCCACAGCUCCUACCUGCAGCUGGGUGGCCCUGACAGCCAGAGCCUUUCCUCCACCUCCAGCAUGAAUUCCCUCCAGGACCAGAACCUCUACCGCCACAGAGAGUCCAUAGAGCGGAUAUCCAGGACAGGACGGAUGUCUUCCACCCUUCCUCCUGGGCUGAUGGACUACUUGGACACGAGUGGAGAUGAGAAGGUGCCAGGGCGCCACGACAGCCUGGUCACCAGCCAGCCCAAACCCGAGAGGUGCCGGGAUUACAGACCCAGAUCAGAUCUCACCAAAGGCACUCAGACAGACCCGCUGGGCAUGCAGGGCCAGCCUCGCUACAGGAAGCAGGAGCAGGUCUUUGAAACAUCCUCCACCGCCAGGAAAUCUGGAAAAUCGGUGUCUGUGGAAGACUUGCUUGAUAGGUACGACAAUCAGCCAGUCCCUGUGCAUGUACGUUCCAGGUCGUCUCCCACGGCGGAUAAGAAACACCAGGAGCUGCUGAGAAGGGAGAGCAGUGAAUUCAGCCCCAUGGUGAGGGAUCCCUUCUACAUGGUCAGUGCAGGAGCCAGGUCUUUCAGCAAGAAAGAAAGAAGCCACUCGGAGAAAAUGGCGUUCACAAGUUACUAUCCCCAUCCCCUCUGCAGCACCGAGGUUGUCACCGGGCCCAGCACGCUGGCUGAGAACCACAAGCUCUCAGAACUUUCCAGGCCAGAUAGCAGGACUUCUGCAUUUUUCCCAGCCCCAACAGAGGCAAGGAGUCACUACCCUGAGCAAAAGCAAGGCUUUAAAACCUUGUUCCUUAACCUUACUCCUUCUGGGUCUGGCCACUCUUCCCCUAAUACACCCACCCAGGCUCCCUCAGACUUCCAGAGCACAGGUGACAGCCAGGCUCCGAGACAGCACCACGCCAAACAAGAGGCUGUUCCCCCUGAGGGCAGCGGGAACGCUCAGGCUCAGCCUUUGGAUGCUGUCCAGGAUAGAUCCCCUGAGACUCCCACGGAAGAGGUGAUGUGGAGAAGGAAAGCCGGGCUGCUGCACAGGUCCCUCCCGCCCAAAGCAGCGUGGGCUCAUUCUGUCAGAGACAGCAGCUACGCAAGGGCCGUGGUGUCUCCUCCGGCAGCCGGGCCGAAGCCCUCCCAGAGGUGGCAGUCCUUGCCCACACAGAGCAGCACUUCCUCCGACCCAGAGACUCCUUCUCCCCCAGGCAUGACCCAGCUCCGGAUCUCGGAGUCGGGGCUGCUCUCGCCCCCGCCAUCGCUGCAGGACGAGGAGGACGAUGAGGUGUUUGUCGCGCCUUCCCAGCCACCCUUCUCUCCGCCAUCGCCAUCCCGUCCUCUUCCCGAGCUGAGCUCUUGCACUUCUGCCAACGGCACAGAGGAAUUCCCACCUCCUCCCCCACCCAUUGAGGGGAAUGGGGCAGCUGGAGACAAAUCCCCCCGGCUCCCAGAGGAGGCCAGCGUGAGCAGCUUCAAAAGCUUUCCCAAAGCCCUGGCUGAGAAGGAGAUAACAGGGUUGGGCACCAGCACCGGUGAAAAUAACUGGCCCCUCUUGCCAACCCCGUCAAAGAGGACUGGCUCUCCAUCUGCUGUGGAUCAGCAGCACCAGUCCCCUGCUGCUUCUGAAGGGCCUCAGAGCACUGACAGACAGCCCAUAACUCAGCCUGAAGGUAACCCCAGAGAGCCAGCAUUGGAAAAUGCCAGCCCAGACUCUAGGAUAACCAGCACAGCACCCCCAGUGAAGGCAAAGAAAAAGACCCCAGAGGAUAUUAAGUCAGAGGCUCUAGCAAAAGAAAUUGUCCAUAAAGACAAGUCUCUAGCUGAUAUCCUGGAUCCAGAUUCCAAAAUGAAGACAACCAUGGACUUGAUGGAAGGAAUUUUCCCCAGUGGAACCAGCUUGCUGAAGGAGAACAACAUGAAGAGGAAGAUGUCGCAGACACAAGCCAGCAGGGCGGCAGUGGCAGAUGACACGAGAGCGGAAAAGGAAGCUCCUGUCACUCUGGUCACCUGUCCUGCUUACUACAGCGUUUCAGCUCCCAAAGCAGAACUGCUGAAUAAAAUCAAGGACUUGCCAGAAGAAGUAGGUGAGGAAGAGGAGCUGCUGGACAUCAAUGAGAAAAAGGCUGAGCUCAUCGGGAGCUUGACCCACAAACUGGAAAUCCUGAAAGAAGCCAAGGAGGGCCUGCUCGCAGACAUCAAGAUGAAUAAUGCUCUCGGAGAGGAGGUGGAGCUGUUGAUCAGCACACAGUGCAAACCCAACGAGUUUGACAAGUACAAGAUGUUCAUUGGCGAUCUGGAUAAGGUGGUGAACCUCCUGCUCUCCCUCUCGGGACGCCUGGCCCGCGUGGAGAACGUCCUGAGCAGCCUGGGGGACGAUGCCAACAGCGAGGAGCGGAGUUCACUGAACGAGAAGCGGAAGCUGCUGGCUGGCCAGCACGAAGAUGCCCGGGAGCUAAAGGAAAACCUUGACCGUCGGGAACGGGUGGUCUUGGACAUCCUGGGCAACUACCUCUCUGAGGAGCAGCUCCAGGACUACCAGCACUUUGUGAAGAUGAAGUCUGCGCUCCUCAUAGAGCAGCGAGAGCUCGACGACAAAAUCAAACUGGGCCAGGAGCAGCUCAAGUGCCUGAUGGAAAGUCUCCCCACAGACUUCACGCCCAGGGAUGCAGCAGCAGCAGCUGCCCUGGCUGCAGCACUUGCUACCUCCUCUGGAGUCGGUGGUAAAACACCUCCAGCAGCCUCUUCCUCACUCUAACCUGUCCCAGGUGGAGCUGGGAUACAGCCCUGCCAGAGUCCCUUUAAUCCGAGUACUUGGCAGAUGGUUCUCUUCAAAGACAAUGGACAGAGACAGGUCUAAACUAAGAUUUUAAUGAAGGAAAAAAAAUAGCAAUAAUAAAGGUUUUAUUUUCCUUUCCUUCCACCUCUGCUUCCUGGAAACUUAAAUCAAUGUGGAGGGAAAUCUCCUCCUGCCAGAGAUGAGGAAGAAUCUCACAGGAAUUAAACACAUGACCUUUAAUAAAAAACAUGACCUCUUCUCUUCCCUCCCUUUUCUGCCUACCUGUCACCUCAUUAAAUAAUGAAGGAUCUAAGAAUGAAGCCUUAAAAAUAAAACCAACCCAUUUUACUGAACAAUAUUGAUAUUUAUAUUUUUUAAAGAACAAGACAGAAUGUGUAAGUUUUUGUACAUACUCUAAUCAGUUACUUGAUUCUACUUUGUUCUGUAUGUAGAAAAGACAUUUAAUUUUGUAUUUUGUGAAGACCUUAACAAAAAGAGGGAACCCCAAAGAUAGUCGUGCAGUAGCUUGAAACAUCUCAUCGUGGUUUUGUUGCUGUUGUGGUUGUUUUUUAAUAUAAUAAAGGGCUACAAGAAGCAGCUUCA
Messenger RNA from Corvus hawaiiensis (hawaiian crow), 11644 nucleotides. RefSeq names its product shroom family member 3 (gene SHROOM3). The transcript is spliced from 9 exons. Gene Ontology annotation, biological process: actin filament organization. Bases 5465 to 11020 code for a protein of 1851 amino acids. Gene Ontology annotation, cellular component: adherens junction; cortical actin cytoskeleton; apical plasma membrane. The record is from RefSeq and is a predicted model, not a curated record. NCBI's taxonomy places the organism in Eukaryota, Metazoa, Chordata, Aves, Passeriformes, Corvidae. Gene Ontology annotation, molecular function: actin filament binding.